Molecule: messenger RNA, 7016 nt
Organism: Alosa sapidissima (American shad)
Lineage: Eukaryota; Metazoa; Chordata; Actinopteri; Clupeiformes; Clupeidae
Gene: pgbd5
Product: piggyBac transposable element derived 5
Exons: 7
Coding region: 440-2002 (520 amino acids)
Biological process (GO): non-replicative DNA transposition
Cellular component (GO): nucleus
Molecular function (GO): transposase activity
Source: RefSeq, a predicted model, not a curated record
CAGCAUUACUGAAGGUUUGACGUUAAUGUCAAACAUCACUGCCAUUGGGCAGAAUAAAAAAAAAACCGGGUCAGGUGAUUCCUGGGGAGGCCGGCGAUUCAUUGAGUCGUCUACAGUAAGGGACAGCACGCCCAGUCCCGGAUGCUCGGCGCUGUGAUAAAUAUUGAUACUUUAAGGUCUCUCGUCGUAUGGUGGGGGUGAUUUCAGUACCCUUGGUGGGGACAGCUCCUCUCUCCUGCCCACGCGUGUUCCAUGAGAUUCUUUUUAAACGCGCAGCCAAGCACCUGCUCUGAAGUCGGCGUUACCAACAGAGCGGUUUAACGAGCAGAGGGAGUGGACAGUAGGCUAAGCUUUGCACAUCUCGAAGGUUUGUUUCAAAGGUGGUCAGUUGCAUGCCGAAUUGCGGCCGCUCUAAAUUACUAGAGGCGAUCAUCGAGCGAUGGCUGAGUGCGGGAGAAAGGCGCUGUCACUUCUAGAAGCGGCCCGUUCCCGCUACGAGAGCUUGCAAAUUUCAGACGAUGUGUUCGGGGAGUCGGGCGACGACAGCAGCGACAACCCUUUCUACAGCACCUCGGCUGAUUCUAAUUCGGAUAACUACACCACGGAAACCAACGCGGAUGAUGUCCGGGCAGGUGAUUCAGGGAGUAGUCAUAACUGCGGUCCUCCCGGCUCCGUCUCCAGCACGCAGGCAGAGGAGGAAGGAUGGAGCGACGUGCUGCAAGACAUAAGCUUGCCCUCCUAUAAGGACACACAUGGUCCAACACAAAGGAUGCCCGCCACUGCCACUGCCAUGGACUUCUUCCAGCUGUUCGUGCCCGACAACGCCAUCCAGAACAUGGUGACCCAGACCAACAUGUACGCUAAGAAGUACCAGGAGCGCUUUGGCAGCGACGAGGGCUGGACGAGUGUGACGCUGCCCGAGAUGAAGGCCUUCCUGGGCUUCGUGACGUCCACCAGCGUCCAGCGCUGCGAGUCGGUGCUCAGCAUCUGGAGCAGCGGCUUCUUUAGCAACCGCAGCAUCGCGCUCAAGAUGAGCCAGGCGCGCUUCGAGAAGAUCCUCAAGUACUUCCACAUCGUGGCCUUCCGCUCCAGCCACGGGAGUAGCCAGGGCCUCUACAAGAUCCAGCCCUUCCUGGACUCGCUGCAGCAGUCCUUCGGCUGUGCAUUCCGCCCCUCCCAGACACAGGUAAUCCACGAGCCUCUGAUUGAUGAGGACCCCGUCUUCAUCACCACCUGCACUGAGCGGGAGCUGCGUAAGAGGAAGAAACGGAAGUUCAGUCUGUGGGUGCGCCAGUGCACGUCCACGGGCUUCAUCUGCCAGAUUUCUGUCCAUUUGAAAGAGGGCCCUGGGCCGGACGGGCUGGACACUCUGAAGAACAAGCUUCAGCUCCACAGUCUGGUGGCCAAGCAGCUGUGCCAGAGCCUGUCCGGUCGCAACUCUGUCAUCUUCACCGGACCCAGCAUCACCAGUCUCAACCUCUUCCAGGACUUUGAGAAACAGGAGAUCUACUGCUGCGGCCUGCUGAGCACCAAGAAGAGCGACUGCACCGGGCUUCCCCAGUCCAUGCUGAUCAACACGGACGGCCCCCAGGCCCGAGGCCAGUCCCGCACCAUGAUGAAGGGCAACAUGUCCCUCAUCAGCUGGUACAACAAGGGCAACUUCAGGUUCCUCACCAACGCAUACUCGCCCACCAAACAAGGGGUGAUCAUCAAGAGGAAAAGUGGGGAGAUCCCGUGUCCACUCGCCGUGGAGGCCUUUGCGGCGCACCUGAGCUACAUCUGCAAAUACGACGACAAGUACAGCAAGUACUUUAUCUUCCACAAACCUAACAAGACCUGGCAGCAGGUGUUCUGGCUAACCAUCAGCAUUGCCAUCAACAACGCCUACAUCCUGUACAAGAUGUCCGAUGCGUACCACGUGAAGCGCUACAGCCGGGCGCAGUUCGGCGAGAGGCUGGUCAGAGAACUCCUGGACUUGGACGACUGUUCACCCACGCAGUAGAAGUCUCUCCACUGCACCAUCUCUCCCCUACACCCACACCUACACACACAUACAUACAUAAUAUACACACACUGUGUCACACACAAACCCACAGCACACAUAUACACUGAUAUCUGACCCCACAUAGACUCUGUUAUGUCAAAGCGAAAUGUUUGCGCCUCUAUACUCACUAUGGAGGCAUUCAUCUUGUGAUUGUCGUCAGUUGUCUAACCCAAGCCGUGCCAAGUCUGGAUGGAGUAGGCGGGUGACGGACUGAUCACAGAACAGGAACGGAAGCUCUGUACCAAGACCCCUCUGGCAGACAGCAGGGCCCCAGUGUACAUAGUGCACUGCAUCUCACGUCUCUCCCCACGACCUUAGUGUCCCAGACUGCAUGCUCAAGAUAAAAAAAAACCCUCCUUCAUACGUGCUGUGCUAUGUGCCCUUGUUAACGUGCAAUGAUCGUCUCGAAAAGAGUCCUGUGGUGUUCGUUAAUCACACACACUGUAGCUGUGGAGAGGAGAACAAGUGGGCAACAAAAAAAAAAGAGAACAGCCAUCAGUGAUUUCCCUCCCUCUGUGAAUAGUAAUCUGACCCCUGCAGUAGAGAACCACUCUCCCCCUCCUCCCGCUCAUCUAGUACUCAUAAUCAGAAGGGACGGAUAAUGUUGUACGUACUGAUUAGGAAUCAAAGAGCCGUUUGCAGAUUGAAAGGGAAGGAUCAGUGAUCUUAGAACAGCUGCCUCUGGUUAGUCUCUUUACAGGCAGGGGGGUGGGGGGGGGUGUAGGACACCACAGCGCAGGGUGUUGCUUCUUUCUCAUUGGUAGAUGUCUACCUGGGGUUAAAUCUUGAUGCUGGACACUUAUGAGUGCAGACUACUUUAUCUUCAGGUAAUGAUUGCUGAAAAAAACACUCACUCAGUGAUACAUAAUACUGAGUGCCUGAUGAGAAUGAGCUAAAUCCAAUUCAUUGAUGCCAUCAAUGCCAUUGCCUCACCGCAGAGCCAUCCCUGGAUCAUCUCAAUUUCAAAGGUGAUCUUCAACCAGAUUAAGUGAUCUGUAAGGCUGAACUCCCAACCGACUAACAACAAUUCCCUUAAGCUUACAGAUGUUUGAACUGAAUUGGACAUAUCUUCCUCCCUUUCCUGUGUGCUAUUAACCAAUUUCAUCAUACGGUAACUAGAUGUAUCAAAUGAAUGCACUGAACGAGAGACAAUGACUAAAUCUUGGAAUCAGAUGAACACUGGUGUUUGAUGUCCAUUCUCCAUUAAAAUCAUGACCUUUGACCUUUCCACGGCCAAGGUUUACCCAAUGGAACAAGACAGGAUGUUGUGAGUGAGAGCUACAUUAGCUUAUUCAUGGAAGCGCCUCACUGUAAAAUGGCCAAUUUUUGUCAUGGCACUUGACAGAAAUGCCUGGAACAGGUUAUUUAUUUUCUUUGUUCACAUUUUGUCCCAGUGUUCAAAAGCUAGCCAUGCAUCAGUCAACUCACUUAAAAGGGACUUACUGUAUAAUCCCCCCCAGUGUCACUAAAAGAUACUCUCAUCUGUAGGCUACUAAAGUCUCGAAACAGCUCCUGACUUCAACUUACUCUAUGAAAAGUCCAGCCUGAUCCAGGAACUCAGGAUCUUGGAAUAAUAUUGGAUCAUGCCCCAUCCAGAGAUCUACUGUAGUCAGUAUAUACAGUACAGUGUCUAUUCUAAUGUUUGUGACAUGCGUUUUGCUGUGCCCUCUGUCAUGAGUGAAUCACUGCAGUAGGCUACUCUACAUCAAUGUUUCAACAUCAGUCAAGUGAAUGGCCCAUCACCAUGGAAACAAUCUCUAUACAAAAGAAUGGAAGCUAUGUACACACAACAUAAGUGCAAGAUACUAUGUGCCACAGCUAUGCUUUUAACUGGAUCGUCCAAAGUCUUCCCAAAGGUUCUCGUUUUGUUUCUUUUGAUGCGGCCUAAUAUUUUUAAUAUUUUUUGCCAAUCAUUUAUGUUUUUCCACUGUGAAAAUAGUAGAUAUAAUAUAUGAUAAAAAUGAAAUAUAUAUUGAAAUAGUUAUUUUAGAUCAGAGUGAGGCUGGACAGACAGCUCAGUAACAGCACUUUUGCCAUUCUCCUUUUUGCACUUGGAAGCUGUUGAGUUUGGAAGCAUGACUCCGUUUAUGAGCUUUAAAGUCUCCACGAGGCAUUAAAUGUGUCUGGUAAUCUCCCAUCUCCCAUGCAGCUCUGGCCAUUACAUAACACAGACGCCACAUCUGAAUUAUUCAUGCCAUGUUGUCACUCAGUGCAUUAGUGCUGUCGAGAUAGAUUAAGGUCUUCUUCACCUUGUGUCAUUAUGGGAGUGGGUAAACCAUCCGUUGUUGUUUGUGUAUCUCCGAGAGAAUAUGGAUAGAGAGGAGGGAGGUUGAGACCCAGUUCAAGGUUAUUGAUGUUGUGUAUAGUCAGGCUCUGCUUUUGAAAGAGAGCGAGGAGACACUGUGUACCUACUCUGGGGAGAUUGAUUCAGAAUGAAUGGCAACUGAAUGAGGGGGAGAGUGAGUAGAGAAUAUUCACCUUCUCUGUGGUGAUGUGAGAUUUCUAAAAGGUAAAAAAAAUGGUCGUAGAUAUUAAUUAUCUCAAGCAUUAGUCUAGCAUACUGAGAAUACUGUUAAAAAGGCUAAGCAUUAUAAUGUAUAAUCAUUUCUGUAUUUUGCCAUUGAGCCUAUGUGUGUAUGUUCCUAUGUGAAUUUGUGUUGCACAGCAUUGCUUAUUAGACCCCUUGAAACCAAUUACUGCUAGAGAACCACUGGUAGACAUUUAGUGUAUGUCACAAAAUUGGAAAUGGAUUUUUUUUUCCAUACCGUCAUACCAUAUCAAUACUGCUUUAAGUGUCAAUGAGUAAAUCAAUAAGGGAAAGACACCUUAAGGAAAUACCUUGCUAUACAUGCUAAUGUACUUUUGAAAGGUAUUGAUGUAGUCAGACACAUUAUUUGAUUUCUUUUCUCUCCUGCUUAGAUGGGAAGUAUUGCAGUCGGUCUUCCCACUGUCCUGAUGAUGAUGUUUUUAGCAGAUUUCCAAGAGUGUAGUGGUACUUUGAUCAUAACAACCACAAGACAAAAAGCCAGAAGUCAAAUGCUGUCACUACUCCUCCAUAGACAUGUCUGGCCAAGUCAGUUUACUCAGCUCACUCAUGUUCAGUGUGGUCUCCCAGUGCCUUGCUCUGAUGAGAAACUCCAGCAUCCUUUAAUAAACAAACUGUGUUUCUUUUGUAUCUGGCUGUAGAAAGCAGAGAGCUAGAAAGGUAAAAUAUAUGGUGUGCAUUAGACAUACUGGGUAGUGGUAGAUAUAUUUCUUUUAGAAAAAGUAAGGUCGAUUGCAGUGGCCACUGCAAUGAACAUCUUGUUCUUGUGCAUUCUGGGCUGCAUGUCCUUGUGCGAAUGACACUCUAUUGUACAAAAGUUUUUUAAGGAAUGAUAGGUUGGAUUUCAUCAACUCCCUCAAUGGUCUCUCAUUCACCUACAGACUGAAGCUCUGUAUAGGAAUCGAUUCAUCGGUCCUUUAGUCCGUAAUGGGACAUAAGUGUUCCUGCUCUUGUGCGUUUGUGUAAGUCAAGUUGCCAUAAUUUCCCCCAUGAAUCGCAAGUGAGGCGAAGUGGUUUGAAUGGGUCCGAGCACAUGGAAACGAAUGAUGCUCUCACUGCCUAAUAGUUCUCAUCAUACAUCUGUCACACAUCCAGUCAGUAAUCGCUACUGCACACAGCCAGUGAAAACAAUCUGUCUCUAGCAGGUCAUCAGUUCAUACAAGUGCCCACAACCUCCUGAUCAUCCCCUAGACUGCAUGCAAUCGAUGGCAUUGACUCCCCAACCAUUUCAUCAACAUCUUGGAACAUUUUUUGCACUUGGGGAAGUUUUGUUACAUCAAAAACACACAAUCUUCUGUGUUGUUUGGGAAUCAUGCGUUUACUUUUGCUUCGUUUUGACACUGGAGGAUGUAAACGCCAUAUUUUGUAGCUUUAUCUUAUGUUGAUUACAGAUUUGAUAUUUCUGAAAAUGUUGCCUGCAACUGUACUGUAUGUAAACACUCUAAUUACUAGAUCAUUUUCUGAAUUUAAAAAAUAUGUGUAUGUUAAAAAAGAAACAAAACCCAAAUCUUAAUCACAGUUAUUCUAUUGUGAAAUGGUGAUGUAGUUUAUUUUUGUGAACACUGUCUAUGUAAAUAACUGGAUGAAACUUCCACUUACAGUAUAAGUCAAUAUCCUGUUUUGUAUAGUAAUUCAAUUUAUCAAAAUAACUACACAUGGAAGCCUAUGUAACAGUAACUUCAGGCACUAUUUCUUAACUGUACUGCAAAUGGGAGAUUAUUGGACAGAUUGUCUUGCCUGUAAUGGUUUCUAAACAUACUUUGUUUUAUUAUUAUUAUUAUUAUUAUUGAGAUUCAGAAUGUGCACUGUAAGAACUCUCUUGUCUUGAAUAUGUGUGCGUGUCUGAUAAAUAGACUGAAAUAAUGAGGGUAGUCAAGACCUCUGUAGUACCUGUGUAAUCAUUCAUAAAUAAUAGUCAGCAAUCACAUCACAAGCAUCAACAUGACCUUCACAGUUUGUGUAAUAAUGAUGGGAUGCUUGAUGUAAGUUAGAGGUUGCCUCUAGUUGUUAUGAAUGUUUAUUGGAUGUGUUUCUUAUGCAGAUGUUACAAGCUGUGGAUAUGGGUGGGUAUUCACAUGAAGAGAACCCAUGCAGAUGGUGUCUUCUCUCUCUUCCUGUGACUGGAAGCCAACCAACUUGGCUGACCUCAGGGCUACAUCUCUGCUAUUCUGUAGUUCCAUAGACUAUACAAACCAGUCAACAGACGGAAUAUAAGCCUUUACAGGUGCUACUUAAUCACAGACCGAUCAGAGGGACUUUUAAUCUAGGGGACGGGUCAGGAGUGAGUAAUGGUACGACUGUGGCUGUUUAUACACUACAUUGUGUCCUGUGGUCAGCUGAGAGAUUGAUGCACUAGAAAAGCAAUAGAGAAUUGGGCUCCUGGUAAUCAUCUGUGGCUGCUUGUUGUUUUUGUAUUCCUGGCGAGCA